This is a messenger RNA of Closterium sp. NIES-65, 1557 nucleotides long. The record is from the annotation of a GenBank genome assembly. NCBI's taxonomy places the organism in Eukaryota, Viridiplantae, Streptophyta, Zygnematophyceae, Desmidiales, Closteriaceae.
AUGUAUCCGGCGGGCCGAGUCGCCGUCGCUUCCCUGCGCACUCUUCCCACAGCCGCUGGGCACAUCGUCUCACGCGCCCGAGCCUCGUUAGUGUCGAACGGCAGCGGCGCACAUCGUGGCGCCGUCGUAGGCUUGUCCGGCACCCGCCAAGUCUGUUCAGGGCAUCCCAAUUCAAGCCAGAGGAACCCACCCCACGCCGCGCACCGCGCUCCGUGCCUCUCCUCCCUGCCCGUCACCGCGCAUCCCUAUCUCCUCUCGCGGCCGCUCUCCGCGCAUCGCAUGGACGCGCCACGGCCCUCCGCGGCAGCAGCAACGGCAGCGGAGGGCGUUGGGAGGGAGAAGAUGACGGAUGGCGCCGUGUCAGAUGCUGCCAUCGCGAUGACUUCAGACGAUGCGCCUGGUGUCCUUUCAGCAGUGCAGUGCCAAGCCCACGGUGGGGGUGGGUUUGGAAGUUUACUCUUGUCACCCUCUCACCCCAACCCACUGCCCCUCCUUCUUUCCCUCUCACUCUCUCACCCGUCCUCUCGUCCAUCUCACCCCCACGCCACAGACGGCCGCAUUCGCCUGGCGUCCUUCCAGCAGCGCGAUGGCGAGGCCACAGUGGGGGUGGUGCGAGAUGCGCGCAUGUGGCCGCUGCAUGAGUGCGUGCAGCAGCCCUCCUCUCUGCCCGCCUCCGUCGACCUGCACUGUAUGGCGUCCGUCAUUGCCGCCUGGCCGGACAUCCGUGCCCGGCUAAACUUUGAGAAGCUGCCCGAGGGGCAGGGGCAGCUGCUGUGCGAGAGCCAUCUGCUGGCACCUCUCCCCCGGCCUGCAGGGGCCAUCAUGUGCAUUGGGAAGAACUACGAGGAGCAUGUGAAGGAGGUGGACACGUGGAAGACUGCUCCGCAUAUCACCCAACCCAGCAUCCCCACUCACCCCAUCGUGUUCACCAAGGCACCCCAGUCCGUGACAGGGCCCGGCACGGCCAUCCGCAUUCCACACGGCCACUCCCAGUCGGUGGACUACGAGGCAGGUGGGUGCUGCUGCGAGGGAAGGUGGGUGCUGCGUUGUGGGGCAGGUGGGUGCUGCGUUGUGGGGCAGGUGGGUGCUGCGUUGUGGGGCAGGUGGGUGCUGCGUUGUGGGGCAGGUGGGUGUUGCAUUGUGGGGCAGGUGGCUGUUGCGUUGUGGGGCAGGUGGGCGUUGCAACUUCUGGAGCUGGCAGUGAUCAUUGGGAAACCCGGUCGCGGCAUCAAGGCAGACGCCGCCAUGGACCAUGUCUUUGGCUACACCAUUUUGAAUGACGUGACGGCAAGAGAUGUGCAGAAGCGGCACCAGCAGUGGUUCCUCGGCAAGAGCUGCGACACCUUCUGCCCCAUGGGCCCUUGGAUCGUGCCAGCAUCGGAGAUCAACGGCCAGGAUCUCCACAUUCGCUGCUGGAUCAAUGAUGAGCUCCGGCAGAAUGCGCGCACCACACAGCUUAUCUUCCCCAUCCCCACACUCAUCGCCACCAUUUCUGCCGCCAUCACUCUGCAACCUGGAGACAUCAUUGCCACCGGCACCCCUGCUGGUGAGCUGUGA